CAAGGACACAUUAACACUUUAUUUUCCUCUGCAGGUUUGUGCAAUAAUGGAAAAAGGAGACUCGUUUAUAAUAUAAAAAUUUUGGGCUUGGUGCUUAAUGCCAUUCUGAUCAUUUCCUCCAUCAUCAUCAUCAUCAUCAUCAUCAGAAGCACUGGUUUAUCAGGGAGAAGUGCAGUAUUGCCAACCGCCCUACCUUCUCCUUCCACUCCAAAUGAAUGCUGUCCAGAUGGCUGGAUUGGCUACCAAAGGAAAUGUUACUAUUUUUCGGACAGUGAGAGAAAUUGGACUUAUAGCCACAAUUACUGUGCCUCUUUCGAUGCCUCUUUGGUCGUGAUUGACUCCCAAGAAGAGAUGAGUUUCUUGAGACGGUACAAAGGUCCUCAUGACCACUGGAUUGGUCUCCAAAGGAUGGAUGACCAGGAACCUUGGAAAUGGAUCGAUGGCACCAUUUUCAAGAAAUGGUUUGAAAUCCGGGGAGGAGGAACAGGUGCUUACUUAAACCAUGUGGGUGUUGCUAGCGGCACCAGUGGAAACGACGAACACUGGAUCUGCAGCAAACCAGUUGGUUUGGCAGUGGAAGUGCUGGUCUGGCCCUGCUUCUGUAAUGGACUGGAAUGUGUCCUUUUAUUUAAAAUGCCUGGGUUAUUUGUGGGGCCUGCCCUGUGUUUUUACAUGACUAGAAUGUGUGCUUUUCUUUAAAAUUUAUUAAAAAUCGGUUAUUUGUGGGGCAUAGGAAUCUGUUCAUUUCCUGCCCCCCCGCCCCCAAAAUAUAGUCCGGCCCCCCACAAGGUCUAAGGGACAGUGGACUGGCCCCCUGCUGAAAAAGUUUGCUGACUCCUGUAAUAUCUCCCGCUUGGACUACUGCAAUGCGCUACCUUUGAAGGUGACCCAGAAACUACAAUUAAUCCAGAAUGCGGCAGCUAGACUGGUGACUGGGAGUGGCCACUGACACCAUAUAACACUAGUCCUGAAAGACCUACAGUGGCUCCCAGUGUGUUUCCGAGCACAAUUCAAAGUGUUGGUGCUGACCUUUAAAGCCCUAAACAGCCUCGGCCCAGUAUACUUGAAGAACCGUCUCUGCCCCCAUCAUUUAGGGGGUGGAGGUCCAGCUCCAAGGGCCUUCUGGCAGUUCCCUCCCUGCACAAAGUCAUGUUACAGGGAACCAGGCAGAAGGCCUUCUCAGUAGUGGUGCCUGCCCUCCCAUAAGAUAUCAAGGCAAUAAAUAACUUUCUGACUUUUAGAAGACAUCGGCAGGCAGUGGCUCCCCAUUUGUAGAAUGCUUUUGCCGGGAGGUUCAGCUGGUGCCUUAAAGGGAAAUCUUAACAAUUAACAAUAUCACCCAGU
Molecule: messenger RNA, 1344 nt
Organism: Podarcis raffonei (Aeolian wall lizard)
Lineage: Eukaryota; Metazoa; Chordata; Lepidosauria; Squamata; Lacertidae
Product: C-type lectin domain family 2 member D-like
Exons: 5
Source: RefSeq, a predicted model, not a curated record